AUGGGGAUCGUUGAGAAGAUUUUGAUAACCCUCAGUGAUAAGUGGAACUACAUUGUUUGUUCCAUUGAGGAAUCCAAGGAUAUAGAUCAGCUAUCAGUGGAUGCCUUGCAAAGUUCUCUGCUCGUUCAUGAGCAAAAGUUCAAAGUAAGUGGAGAAGAUGAACAUGCUUUGAAGGUAACUCAUGAACAGAGCUAUGGUGGAAGAGGACGAGGAAGAACUGCUUUCCGAGGAGGCCGGGGACAAGGCAAAGGCAGGAGUAGCAAACCAAGGAGUAAGGAAACAGUUGAAUGUUACAAGUGUCAUAAGCUUGGACACUACCAGUAUGAAUGCCAAGCAAAUUAUGUUGAUUUGGAGGAAUCUGAAGAGAUGGUGCUAAUGACAUAUGUAGACACAUUCAGAGGUUAUCGAGAUGUUGUGUGGUAUAUUGACUCUGCGUGCAGCAAUCACAUGUGUGGUGAUUCAUCACUCUUUUGUGAGUUAGAAGAAGGGUUCAACAAGGUGGUUAGAUUGGGGAAUUAUGCAAGCAUGAACGUUGUUGGAAAAGGAAGUGUUCGAUUGAAUGUAAAAGGAGUAAAUUACCUUGUACGGGAUGUAUAUUAUGUGCCGGGUUUGAAGAAGAGUGCUUCCAAGUAA
Molecule: messenger RNA, 633 nt
Organism: Medicago truncatula (barrel medic)
Lineage: Eukaryota; Viridiplantae; Streptophyta; Magnoliopsida; Fabales; Fabaceae
Exons: 1
Coding region: 1-633 (210 amino acids)
Molecular function (GO): nucleic acid binding; zinc ion binding
Source: RefSeq, a predicted model, not a curated record